Messenger RNA from Thalassophryne amazonica, 752 nucleotides. Its product is annotated as sperm acrosome membrane-associated protein 4-like. The transcript is spliced from 3 exons. NCBI's taxonomy places the organism in Eukaryota, Metazoa, Chordata, Actinopteri, Batrachoidiformes, Batrachoididae. The record is from RefSeq and is a predicted model, not a curated record. Bases 72 to 461 code for a protein of 129 amino acids.
AACCAAACAGGUUGGUCCUUUUCUGAAAGCAGAACUUGUCUCAGGCAAGAAAGAAAAUAAUCCACUGAAAGAUGGCCAAGAUCCUGUACGGAAUCAUUGCAGUGGUUGCAUCGCUUGUGCUGGCGGAGUCCCUGACGUGCAAUAAAUGUUCCUUCAGUCUGGCUGGGUUGUGUUUAGUCCCUUCUUCGGUGGACUGCGCGACUAACACCAGCGUUUGCUACACUGGAAAAGCAGCUUUCCCUGUACUGCCAUCCUUCACGGGCUUUGUCACGCGAGGCUGUAGAGAGUCCACCGGCUGCGACAUGACCUCCAAUGGCACUUUGCUUGGCGCGACCUAUCAGGUGACCCUCACCUGCUGCUCGACGGACAGGUGCAACAAUGGCGCUGCCACCACAAAGAUGACGCUUGGCGUCGUCAUGGGCGCAGCAGUCGUGGCCUCCAUGUGGAGCUCUAUGUUGUAAUGCAUCCAGUCCUUACUGCUGUCAGCUUCUCUACAAAUACAAGAAAAAGGGCACCAAAAUUUAGUCUGUCUGCAUUUUGAGACAAACAUAAGAUGUUAUAUACCCUGUUACAGUCAUUUGAUAAUUCAUCUGUUUGAGGGCUUUUUUCAUGUUGGGUUCUACUUUAUACGCAAUGAAGAUAAGUUGCACUAUUGAGUUUUGCAACAGCUUUCAGGGAAACACUCUGUUCAUAGGUUUUAUACCACUGUGUAUUUUACUGAUGUAAAUAAAAAUGUGCAAUCCUGUUUGAAC